Messenger RNA from Anoplophora glabripennis (Asian longhorned beetle), 1165 nucleotides. RefSeq lists its product as uncharacterized. The coding region runs from base 34 to 1026 and encodes 330 amino acids. The transcript has 5 exons. Lineage: Eukaryota; Metazoa; Arthropoda; Insecta; Coleoptera; Cerambycidae. The record is from RefSeq and is a predicted model, not a curated record.
GUUUAUAACGUAUAGGUGCACAAGUGCAGUGAAAUGGAAAAAUUAUGGUUAGCCAUAUUUGUUUUAGUAACAGCUGUUCAAACCAUUUUCGGUAUAAGAGAGUUACCUUCCGAAAAGCCUCAUCUUUUGCAAGAACUGAAACACUCACCGCUUGUAAGCAAAAAAUAUGGUCACCAUAGAAGUAAUGUAAAAAUUGGUAACGAAAUUCAAAGAUGCUCUAUUUUUUGUCCGAUUAUAAUAAUCUUCCCAAAUUCUAAUACCACAUCCACUUCACCAAAAUCCACAAAGAAUAUUACAAAAUCCCCCAAAGGCUCCGUUAAGGUAACAUCAAAACCAACAUUGACAAAUAUGUCCUCGAGGAAACCAUUGAACCAGAAUGGUAAAAAGUCCCUUAAAGAAAUAAAAAAGGAACAUCCUCGUCAUAAUACAGACUCACGAAAGAAACAGCAAAAACUUAAGGCUAAGGCAGCAAAUGAAGUCAAAACCCAAACUGGCAAAAAAUUAAUUAAAAAAAUAAAAAAGGAGCAUUCUGCAUCCAAAAGAAGCUAUAUUAAGAAGAUUUCAAAAGCAAGUAAAAAUAUAAGUGUAAAAAAAUAUUCAUAUCACGACUUAAACUCACACCAAAAACGUUUAGUGUUAAAGCAACUGAAUCUGGGAAAUAGUAACGGGAAAAGGCCCUACGAAUUUAGGGAAAUCAGUACAUCCCUUUGUCGCGUAGUAUGCCUGGAGAAAAACGUUCCGUCGAAUACACCGGUUCCUCAAACAGUCUCUACGGAAAGCAGUGGGGAUUCCGAUGAAGAUAGCUACGAAGAAGGCGAAGACACGCCAAUAGAAGCAACAGUUAAACCCGCCGAUCCACAAAGCGUCGUAAUCGGUGGCAUAAGGCCUUUUGGUCCGGUAAAUUUUAACGGACUGGAUGACUUUGGACCUAGCGGAGAACUAGCCAAGGAUAUUCCGCGGCUGGGCGACAAGCACAAUAAACAAAAUGUUACAAGAAAAUGCUAUUGCAACGAAACGUUUACUUAAACACAAUAUUCUCUUUGUUUAACUUAAAAUUACGAUAAAAAACAUGAGGUAUAGGUAAAAAAAAAUUGAAAAAAACUACUUUUUUCGAUUUUUUCUUGUAUUAACUUUAAUUCAAUAAGGAAAUUACAAAUUAGUCAGA